Gasterosteus aculeatus aculeatus (three-spined stickleback) is the source of this 2200-nucleotide messenger RNA. Lineage: Eukaryota; Metazoa; Chordata; Actinopteri; Perciformes; Gasterosteidae. The record is from RefSeq and is a predicted model, not a curated record.
UGGUGGUGGUGGUGAGGAUGAUGAAGGUGGUAUUUAAAAGCAAUACAAUGGGAAUGGUGAAGAGCAGGAAGAGUAUGCUGCUCAUGACUGACUGACGUGCCAAUGGCUGGGGUUGAAGAGGAAGAUGAAGAUGAUGGCUCUGAUUAUGUGAUGGUCACACAUGGUCAAUGGGAAUGAUGAUAAUUACUAAGAUGAUUCUGCAAACGUUUGUUAAAUGGAGCGAUGAUGAUGAAGGAGGGCGUGAUGAUUUAGACGCUUCUUAUAAAGUAGCCUGUUAGAGGUGAAGAUGAUGGAUUUCGGGGUGGAAGUAAAACUAAACAAGAUGGGGAAGGAUGAGGGGGAGGAGGAGGAGCGCGGGAAGCGGCAGGUCCUGGUCCUCGGCCUGGACGGGGCCGGGAAGAGCAGCAUGUUGCAGGGUCUGACCCCCGGGGGCUGGGCGGCUAAGAGAGGCCGCUGCCGGCCCACCCGCGGCUUCAACUUCGUGAGCCUCAACGCCCCCACCUGUCAGCUGGACUUCCUGGAGAUCGGCGGCGGGGAGGACCUGCGGCGGUACUGGUCCGACUACCUGAGGAAGACCCACGUUCUGGUGUACGUGGUGGACUCCUCCGACAGGAGCCGCCUGCCGAUGGCCAAGGCGGAGCUGCACCGCCUGCUGAUGGUGCAGCCCCAGCUGCCCGUGGUGGUCCUGGGAAACAAGCAGGACAAGCCCAACGCGGUGAGCGUGUCGGAGCUGCACGAAGCCUUGUCUCUGGGCUCCGAGACCGGGGACAGGAAGCUCUUCCUCCUGGCCGCCCAGCUGGGCUCCGAUGACACCCUGAGGGACUCCUGCCGGGGCCUGGACUCCUUCCAGGACCUCCUGCUCCAGCUCGUCUGAUCCCCCCCUCCCAGAGCAGAGAAGUAGGAAUUAUAGAGGGCUUCCUCCUCCUUCCCCUUCCUCAUUGUGAAAUGAUUGCUUAUUUGAGGCAGAGGAGGAGGAAGAGGAAGGCUGAGGGAACUCUGGCAGAGGAAUCACUGACGAAGAUGCAAAGCGUGGCAGCGCCUCCUCGUCUUCCUCCUCGCCUUCAGCUCAUCUCACCGUGGAGGAGGAGGUGCACUGCGGGGAGGAGGUAUGACUCAUAAAGUUCACCUCCUGCCAAUGAAUCAGGCAUGUGGAUUAUUCAUACAAGUGUAAAUGUGUCACGUUUUGUGGAUCCAUCUCGAGAUUUCGGCGUGUUUUGUGUUCACCGAAAAGCUCAUUUGCGCGUCGGCAGAGAGGUGAAGUUGAGCAGAUGGAGGAAUAUUCAAGGUUGCCAGGUCGGAGAGGGAUCAGUAGCGCACAAGCGUGGCGCUUUAAUCAAGUGGGUGUUUGGAAGAAGCUCGCUGAGGAUUUCGUGAGAGGUUUAAAGGGAACCAUUGACCAAAAUCCUUCUUCACUCCCCUUUUCGGCCGUGCGUUGAAUCCCAAAAAAAACCCCUCAAUGGCAGUUACAUUGUCUCACAUGUAAGCCUACGUAGUGUCACAUUUCUUAACCCGAUGACACUUCGCAUACAACUAUAAUAACAGGACUCACACAAAGUCAUCGUUCAAAAGGAAGGACGCUCCCACAUUUAGAAGCUAAAGCAAAUGUGCUGCCCGUCCUUUCCUCCCUCACACAAACAUGGGCCCUCGUCUGGUCUCCUUAAAAGACUUUUAAGUUCGAAGGAGGCGUGUUUCCGUCCACACGUUGAAGGCUUUUUUAGAAGCCGUAUGGCUGGAUGUGGCUUUUUGCAGCGUUAUGGAAAGUAAUGGCCUUUGUCUGAAAUGUCCGCUGAAGCUUCUACUCCUAAGAGACGAAAACCAGCAGCUCCUUCUCUAAAAGGCGGGACGGAUUUCUAUAUUUUAUUUACAGCUGCACAGCUUUUCAUUUGCAUUUUCUGCCCUAAUUUGUGAAACCUUUGAAUGGCAACCGUCUAAUGAGAAGCUGGUGAAGCACAUCCUUGACUGUAUAAAGGCAGACGCGAGUGACUUUAAUCUGGAGUGAGAAUCUGAUCUGUACUGUGCACAAAUGUUUGCUUAUGAUGCACAUGUUGUUUUAUUCCUUCUGAUGUGCUGCAGCUCUGCAGUAACGUACAUUUCUUUUUUAUAACUAUAGACUGUCAUUCUUGUUUUGAGGUGUUAUGUAAAUCAAACUGCAUGUCUGAUGCUUUAUGCUUUAUUCUCUUUUAAACGUCAUGAAAGGGUC